AUGUCAGAUACAUUAGAAAUUCCACCAAAAAUCAAAUUAAUUCUUCGACAUGAUUGGGCAAAACUUAAUUCUAAUUUACCAAAAUUAAUAGAAACUUUAACCAAAGAACUUGGUUCAACAGAAUGUUGGCAUAAAAAAUCCACAUUUUUUGAACAUUUAUUUCAUGUUUAUCAAAUUUUAACAAUUUGGAAUCAACCACAAUAUUUAAUUGAUUGUGGAUUAUUUCAUUCAGCUUAUUCAAAUUCUUAUGUUAAUUUAGCUAUUUUUAAAUUAAAUAAUGAUAUUAAUGAACGUAAAAAACUUGAAUCUUUAAUUGGUGAAAAAGCUGAAAAUUUUGCUCAUUUAUUUUGUAUUAUUCCAAGACAUGAUUUAAUUUUUAACCAAAUUUUUGGUAAAUUAAAUUUUAAUGAUUUAGAAGAAGAUAAUGAUGAAAAGUUAAGAAUUAUUAUACCUGAUGAAGGAAUUAAAGUUCAAAAUAUUAAUACUAAUGAACCAAUAAUUUUAGAUAAAUUUACUUUAGCACUUUUUUUAAUUUUUACAAUGGCCGAUUUUUCUGAUCAAGUAUUUGGUUGGCAAGAUGAAUUAUUUGAAAAUUAUGAUGGUCAAUUAUUAUUUUAUCAAAAAUCAAAUGAUGAAUUUAAUUUUUCUUUAUGGCCUGGUGAUUGUAAACCUGGUCUUUGGUUAACUUGCUUAUCUAGGAUUGGAAAAAUUAUAAGAUGGUGCCUCAAAGAUUCCGAUCCUGAAUUAAUUCCUCCGGUGUUUAAUAACUGCACGGUUACGCUCGAACCUUUGAAUUUGAUCAAAUCAAGAGAUUUAUACUGGGAAGUUGUUACGAUUAAUAAUAACUUACGUAACGUCGAAGCUAUACCAGAAAUUGAAAAGAAAUUGAAAGAAUGUAUUGAGAUUAAUCCUUUCGUCGCAGAACCGCACGUAUUAUUAGCACAAAUUUAUAUGAGAUUGGAGAAAUACGAAGAAGCAGAGCAGGAAGGACUAAGAGCAUUGAAAAUAUUUUUUGAUUGGGGGACUUGUUGGGAUAAGAGAAUGAAUUGGGAUGUUUGGAUAGCUUAUGUUAGAGUUGUUAUCGACUGUGCCAGAAAAAAGGAAUGGUUUAAAAACGGAUUUGAUACACUAAAGGUGGGCUUGGUGCCUGGUAUCUAA
This is a messenger RNA of Dentiscutata erythropus, 1158 nucleotides long. NCBI's taxonomy places the organism in Eukaryota, Fungi, Glomeromycota, Glomeromycetes, Diversisporales, Gigasporaceae. The record is from the annotation of a GenBank genome assembly.